This is a messenger RNA of Gilbertella persicaria, 1856 nucleotides long. RefSeq lists its product as uncharacterized. The coding region runs from base 12 to 1853 and encodes 613 amino acids. Gene Ontology annotation, cellular component: MBF transcription complex; SBF transcription complex. The record is from RefSeq and is a predicted model, not a curated record. NCBI's taxonomy places the organism in Eukaryota, Fungi, Mucoromycota, Mucoromycetes, Mucorales, Choanephoraceae. Gene Ontology annotation, molecular function: transcription regulator activity; DNA binding; protein binding. The transcript has 3 exons.
UUUUGUUUAUAAUGGCACAACCACAACCUUUAUUAGCACCACCACCAUCUUCAGGACCACCUCUUAUUUAUAAAGCCACUUAUUCAGGUGUGCCUGUGUAUGAAUUUAUGUGUAAUAAUGUAGCUGUGAUGCGAAGAAAAUCCGAUGCCUAUUUAAACGCGACACAAAUCCUCAAAGUAGCCGAGUUUGAUAAACCACAACGUACGCGCAUCUUGGAAAGAGAAGUACAGAUAGGACAACAUGAAAAAGUUCAAGGAGGCUAUGGCAAAUACCAAGGUACAUGGGUACCUUUUGAAAGAGGUGUUGCUUUAGCUGAACAUUACCAUGUCGAUGACUUGUUACGACCCAUCUUUGAUUUUGUCCAAGGUGAUAAGAGCCCACCGCUCGCACCUAAACAUGUCACAGCAGCUUCUACUCGACCCAGAAAACCUCGUUUAUCUAAUAGCGAACCCAAACGUAAAAAAGUACUUGUGAAGUCGAUGGAAGAGAAACAUGAUAUCAACCACCUUAUGCAAUAUCCUCCGCCUGCUCCCCUUGCACCCACCUUGAUGCCACCCUUACCACCCUCAGCACCAGUCUUGUUUGAUACAGAUUCGGAUGAAGACACAAGUGAUCCCUCUUAUGCGCAUCAACUCCUUCAGUAUUUUAUUUCAGAUGAUACAGGCAUUCCUUCCCUCUUACUGAGGCCACCCAUGGAUUUGGAUGUGAAUGUGAUCAUUGACGAUGAAGGCCAUACGAGUCUUCAUUGGGCUGCUGCUAUGGGUCGCUUAAAACUCGUGAGUAUCUUGUGUGAUUUAGGAGCCGAUAUCUACCGUGUCAACUACAAGGGCCAGACAGCCUUGAUGCGAUCUGUCUUGUUUACCAACAAUUUUGAUGCCAAAUCCUUCAUGUUCUUGAUUGACUUGCUCAAGAAGACAGUGUUCAAUAUCGACAAAAAGGAUCAGACGGUCUUUCAUCAUGUGGCUGCUACAGCCAGUUGGAAAGGAAAAGUCCAUGCGUCUAGGUAUUAUAUGGAGUGCUUGAUCCAGACAUUAGCAGGCAGUCCAUCUGAAUGUCUAUGGGAUACAGCACUUUCGAUUGCAGCCAGAAUUGGGAACAAGAAACUGGUGAGACUAUUGAUGGAUGCAGGUGCCAGUCCUGAAAUAGCUAAUGAAGAAGGAUUAACAGCACAAGACUAUCUCUCUGAAGUAGAGCGUCAUCAUCAUCAUCGGUUUCAUUCACCUACUUUAUCUACAGAGAUGUCGUGUGUACCAGAACUUCCUUCUCGGACUAAAUUAAGGCAGUCUGUAGAAGGCUUAUUCAAGCAUAUUAUCGUGAAUGACCAUGCACAACCUUCACUUUCAUCUCAAAUAUUUGAUAGUUUUGCAGGCAAUUAUGAGCGUGAAUUGAUCCAGAGAGACCAUUUGAUUCGAGAUAAACGACAUGAACUUGACAUGGCAAAGAAACGAUUGGCAGGCAUAAGACAUACAUGGGAGCAAAUUCAGUAUAACCCAGAUCAACUAUCUCGAGUAGAACAAGAAGCACAUCAACAGGCUAUGCUCUUGUUUAAGCAGCAAUUGAUCAUUCAGAGACAGACAUUGGAAAACUUGAUGUUAGACUAUAAUAAAGAGCAAGACAUGUCUGGUCAACAACAAGAACUAGCUCGUCUAACACAUCAACUAGACCAACUGAAGCAAAAGAGAAGACAACAAACACAGAUACUGAUGGAACGAAGGCUACAGACACCUUCUAGACGUCAUCAAGAAUACAAACGAUUGAUUUCAAUGUGUUGUAAUGUGCCGUAUGAAAAUGUGGAUAUGAUGUUAUUACCCUUAUUAUCUUCUUUUGAUGAAUUAUCAAGGUCUAUAGAAUAAAUA